CUUAAAAAAAGCAAAAUGCAAUUUGUUCCGCCGCUUUUAUCACCUGUCAAAAACUAUUUAAGUCAGCAACCCCCCAUUAAGAAGUUAAUUUGCAUCUCAGAACCAUUCGACUCGAAAUCAUCGAAAGAAGAAAGCGACAUGUUGUUUUGUCUGCUUCAGAAACACUUGACAACGUUCUUCACCCUUCUCGCGCAGGGGUAUCAACAGGCCGUGGUUCACAAAUUUAACGGUUUAACUGAAAAACCGAGUACGAGCGACCGCCGGCCUGUUUUCCAUACAGAUAUAAAUAACGCACCCGGCCGUAAUCUAUCAUGUCACUGCCUUUCGAAAAUGACUCUGGAGAAUGGUUCCAAAAUAGUCGUAAAUGCAUUUCAGCCGUGCAGAAAUAAGAAUCACGAACUUUUCUAUAGUGGGAAAGCAAGGGCCAGAGUGCAAUCGUACCGUCUUAAAAGAUCUCUGACUAACAUUUUACUAGUCAGGGCUAAGGAGAAAUCAUUGUUUAAUUCGAAGAACAAUGUGAAUGUUUCGACUUCGGACUUGCAGAAAAUGAAAAACGCCAGCCAUGCCAGAAGAAGUAACGUUAACACUUUUCAAUAUUUUCAGAUAAAACCGCUCAGGUUCAACACUGAAUUGAGGAGUUGGACUGGGAUCAGCGGUGGAAACCGGAUUGACAACAUAUCGGACCUUUUGGGGAAGGACAGCAUAACGCAAAAAAUAAAUCUAUCACUGCACAGCCCGUCGAUGUAUCGACGCCGUUUGGAGAAAGAAAAAAUCAUCAAAUUCAGCGCAUUCUAGAAGCAAUGAGGCAGUGAAGAAUAGGACCACUUAAAGUGUCUGCAAAACAAGCGUCAAUAAAUAUGAUAUAACUAAUCCAUGUUUACCUUUAUAAAGACGUUAACGUUAGAAUUUAAAACACUAACAUUAUAGUAAAUUUUUCUGCAGUAAUUAUUGGCAAAAAUAAUAUUUUAAAGACGUAGUAAAAUAAAUAUAGUAAUACAAUAAUUAAUAGAAUUUGAGGGCGCCGGUGGACGCAAUGAUUAAAGCGGGGAACACAAUUAUCCGAUGCAACGCUAUGCGACGUGACCGACGCUACCCGACCACUCGUCUCGUUUUGGUAGUGUGUGCACAUCUAUUCGACGUCAAACGCAGUCACACAGCGUGUAUCGCAAUCGCAACGCCUCUUUUGUUCUUAAUGCACUAUUUUGAACAAAAUUUUUAUGAGCAAAUCCAUGAAAUAAAUUGAUUCUAUCAAUAAAUUGUAUUCCGGUGUUUUGAUCAAUUUUCUGCCAAAUCAUUAAAAUUAAUUUUUUUAGAUAAAAACUAAUGAAUUUUUGAUCUCGCUUAAUUUGUUUUAUAUUAAAAUAAGUAUGUUGAAUUUAUAUAACGACAAUAAUACAUAUAGUUUGACAUAAAAAUAUGAGUGUCCGGUUCUUUUGUCUUCGACUGUACUCGAUGCUACUCGACGAAAAAUCUGGACGGUGGGGAUCGAGUAGCGUAGAGUGGCGUCGGGCAGAUGUGCACGGGUAAUACGAUCUUAUGAAAAAUUGGGAUUUGGAUAUGCAAUUGAUCGGGUAGCAUCGGGUAAGUGUGUACCCAGUUUAAGUCGUUGAUACGGCGCCACAUCAUUGUAAGGUAAUAUUCCGGGUUCGAAUCCAGCGGCCCUGAAUUCAAACUCGACAUACUUACCAAUGUUUUUUUUGUUUUUUCAAAAACACCGGCACCCCAAGGGUUGAUAGGACCUCUGCUGUUGCGAACGCUUGUAAAAAAAUCGAAUUUAAUAAGUAUACAAUGAAACAUUAUUGCUUAUUAUUAAAUUGAACAAACCAUGUAAUAAUAAAAACAAAAUUAUCCAUUAGCGUCUUUAAAAACUAACCCUAAAUGUAUAAGAUAAUUAUUUGUAGCAUUGCUAAGUACUAUUAAAUUAAUAAAAUAAAUAUUUCAAAAAUAUGUUUGGUAUAUCUCGCAUGUUCUAUAUCAAAUUAUUGAAUGAGGAAAAAUUAUGUUGUUUUUUUUAGAAUUGAAACUUUGUAUUAGACGCGAUACACAUUGCUACAAGUUCAAAUCUCUAGCAAUUUGCAUCAACAUGAAUGUUUUUUAAUGCAGGAUUGUCACCCCUUCAAUGUAUCUAAGAUGUACCAUUACACUUUUGUAAACUUAUAAAUCUCAAUACCACCUUAAAUAGAAGUCAAAACUAUCUAUACCAAAUAUAAAAAUUUGUCGUUUUAGCAAAUCGCUGAUUUUUUAUUUCACUAGUAAACGCGUGUUUGUAUUUUUGUUUUGUUCGCUCUUUCUUCUAGAACGUACUAAUUUUCACAUUCAAUAAUUUGACAUGGAAAAAAGUAUUAACAAUAAAAGUCAUUGCAUUUAAAAAAAAUUAAUUCUUUAAGGCAUACUAAAGAAACCCAUUGUAACUAAUAAUCAGUUUUAAUUUAAAAAAUAUUCAGUAAAAUAUUACAUUCAAUUUUAUAACUAAACAAUAAUUUAUCGAUUAGUU
Cimex lectularius (bed bug) is the source of this 2494-nucleotide messenger RNA. RefSeq lists its product as uncharacterized. Bases 16 to 795 code for a protein of 259 amino acids. NCBI's taxonomy places the organism in Eukaryota, Metazoa, Arthropoda, Insecta, Hemiptera, Cimicidae. The transcript is spliced from 6 exons. The record is from RefSeq and is a predicted model, not a curated record.